GUCCAUCCAGAUUCUCAAGUGUCUGAUCCAUUCUAACGCGAGGAGAGAGAGAGAGAGAAGGGGAGAAGGGUAAAGGACAAGGGACAACACGGAAGAAGCUGGGAACACCGGGAAAAGUUUACCUUUUAAAGAGGAAUUUGGACGAUUGGGGAUCUGUGGACAGGGGAAUCCCGUAAGGGGACGUCAAGAUCGGCAGGAGCAUCAGACAUGAAUCCGAGGUAUUUGUCUGAAGUCGAUGCUGGAUGCCAUGGAAGUCCCAAGUCAUGCUAGGCACCUCCUCUUGCAGUUGAACACACAACGAACCAAAGGCUUCUUGUGUGAUGUUAUCAUUGUGGUGCAGAACGCACUGUUCCGUGCUCACAAGAACAUCCUGGCAGCCAGUAGCCUCUACCUUAAAUCUCUUGUCGUUCAUGACAACCUCAUCAAUCUGGACCAUGAGAUGGUCAGUCCAGGUGUGUUUCGAGUCAUUCUUGACUAUAUCUACACAGGACGCUUAAGUGAAGGUGACCCCACCUCUCCAACUGAGCCAAAUAUAGGAGCAGUGCUGGCGGCAGCAAGUUAUCUGCAGCUGCUGGAUCUGGUGACUCUAUGCAAGAAGAAGCUGAAAAGAAAUGGGAAGUACCAUUUACGUCCCAAUCCUGGGUUUUUACCUUACAAGAUAGGCUCCAGUGGCAUGGGGGGAGGACGGUUUCGAAUAUCUACCCCUGUCAUUCACUCCUGCCACCCUGGAGGACUAGUUAGCACCCCUCGACCUACACCAUUAGAGGACCUGCCCCCCCUCCCACUUGCCCCCCACGUCGGCGAAAUUUAUGCACCAGUCCCCACCCAGGGUCUACCGCCUUACCCCCCAGCAAAGGCAUCCCUGUCGCCCCAGUCAGGCCUGCGCAUGCCCCAUACUGACAGGAACUGCUCAUCUGUCUAUGGCCUUGACCUGACCAAGAAAAGCCCAAGUUCCCAGUCCCAGCUUCCCUCUGGUCACCCCCAUUUGAUCUCCUCACUCCACCCAGAAGAGGAGCCCGAGGGGGAGCUAGAUCAAAGCACUAGCCCCCUGCUCAGUCCCAACGAUGGCUCCAGAAAAAUGGAGACAUCCCAUCAUGUGGGGUCUCUCACCCCACACCCCUUCCCUCUACCCAACCAUCCUCUUGCACCCCAUCUUCCCCAUCUGCACCGUCCUCAGGGCCAAGAACCUUACCCCUGCGCUCCUAGCCCAGAACCCAUGGAGGACUCCAGAGAACAUGUCAGAGAUGGGUCCAACAUCUAUCGGUGGGUGAAGAAUGAGCCUUCCAACCCAGAGGAUGAAGAUGAGGAAGACGAAGAGGAUGAGAGUGGAGGAAUGGGUGAGCAGGAUAAAGAGAGACACCAGCACAUGAAUCACCAUAAGAUCAGCGAGGAAAAGCUGAACAUGAAUGAGCGGGGCUAUGACAGAGGGACCUGUGAUGAUGGAGAGGAUGAGAAUGGGACCGGCAGCGAAGAGACAGGGAGCAGCGAGGGUCGUCCGUCUCCCCCUGUUCUGGGUGGAAGAUAUCACAUGCCGUACGAGCCAGAGAGUUUCGGAGAUAACUUGUACGUGUGCAUCCCCUGCGACAAAGGCUUCCCCAGCUCAGAGCAGCUCAAUGCCCAUGUGGAAACCCAUACUGAGGAGGAGCUAAACAACGGGAGCGAGCUGGACAACAGCAGCAGCAAACCCACCAAUGCCCAUGGACCUACAAGCUUGAAUAGCUCUAGUGGCCUCCACAGCCCUUUCCUAGAUAGCAAAUCGGCACAAAAUCUCCAUUCCAUUGGUCUCGGGGAGAUCAUACGACCCUAUCGCUGUUCGUCCUGUGACAAGUCUUAUAAAGAUCCUGCCACCCUAAGGCAACAUGAGAAAACCCACUGGCUGACACGCCCAUACCCCUGUAGCAUCUGUGGCAAGAAGUUCACCCAACGUGGUACUAUGACACGCCACAUGCGCAGCCAUUUGGGCCUAAAACCCUUCGCCUGUGACGCCUGCGGCAUGCGCUUUACUCGCCAGUACCGUCUGACGGAACACAUGCGCAUCCACUCCGGAGAGAAACCCUACGAGUGCCAGGUGUGCGGGGGCAAGUUUGCUCAGCAGCGCAACCUUAUCAGUCACAUGAAGAUGCACAGCAGCGGAACAGCUGGCGGAGGACUAACUCCUGACGGCAAGCUGAAGAUAGACUUCUCCGAGGGGAUUUAUCCCCUGAGCAAGUACACAGCUGAGCAUCUGGGCCUGAAGCAGGAGAAAACCUCAGACCUUCUCACAGCCUCUCAGCACCUGCUGGCUGAUGCCAAAGCCAUGGAGAGCCUCUACCCGCUGUCAAAGCUGGCUGUAGAACACCUCGGCCUCACCCACAAGAUAGACGUCCUGAACCAGCCACUGCCACCCACUUCUCAGCAGCUCUCGGCAGAGUCCCGCACCAUUGACCGCUACUCUCCUAGCUAGAGGGGGGAACCACUAACUUUACUUUCCAAAGAUACAUCACUGUAUGCCAUUCACAGUAUUCAACUUUCACCUCAUCUUCAUUUGAACCUGCACCUCAAAGAGUGGAGACCAGAAAGUGUUGGCCAUAAAAAUGCACACAAACUCUUUUAUUCUGAAUGUGCCUUUCUUUGCAGAUUUUGCAGUACGUGCAUUUCUUAAAAUGACUUUCCUACAAGGAGGAAACUGCUUUAUUUAUAAUCUGUUUUGACUGUUGGACACUCAGACAAUGCAGUAUUUAUAUAAAAACAACUUAUUUUUUGUUCAAUCACCGAGCCAAACAACCAAUUGAAAACCAAAAAGAGAUUGUUUUUAUUUAUUUUUAUUUUUCUGUUCAUUUUCUUUUUUUUAUUUUGUAUGUUGGAAAAGCCAAAGAGAAAAUGUCAAAUGUUACAGAAGAGAGUUGCAAUCGUACCCUAAACCUGUGUAUUAAGUAUUAUUGGUGUAUAUAGAAUGAAAAAGCACAUAUGAACAAUAUUCAGGGCUUCUGUCCAGAAUGGAGCAGCAAAUCUGGACGAAAAAGAAAAAAAGCCAAAUCUUUGGGAUUUUAUAGUAAUUGGAGGACUUUUUAUAGACUAUUUUUCGGAGUACUGGAUCACCUGUAUCUGAUUUUCCAGCUUUGUGAAUGGCCAAGUUUUUUCCAUACUAAAGGGAGCAACUAACUGAAGAGAGUGUUUGUUCCAGGACUUAGGUAAAGUGAUCUAAGCUUUUCUCUGCAUUGAUGUAGUUAUCCCCUUCAGCAUGGAAUGAGAGUUCACAGAGAGUACCAUUUACAUUUUUUUCACCACCUUCAGGUGUAUGGUCUCGAGCUAUUUAAUGUCUUUGUUCCCUUUCCUUUCCUCCAACGCCAAGUGCCUUCAGCUUAUUGAAAAUGUAGCAAGUACUGCCUUGUGAUCUCACAACUGGAAUAUCUUUGUGCAUAUUCCGAUCAUGAUAUAACAAUUCAUGUCCACGUAUUUUGGUUCAUCUGGUGCGACAGACUAAGCAUGGGUGGUGCCUUUGAAAAUGCAGUAAUAUUUACAGCAUCCAUAUGCUUCAGUUGCAUCGCAGUCGACCCCUUUGAAUGACUCUCUGCAUGACUAGUUGUAUAACAGUACCAGCCAAGGCACUUUUGUGUAUAUAAACCAAACAGUGACGUUUUGCAAGUGAUUGAUUCAGCAAUACCUUCAGGACCUUUCCUCAUGUGAAAUGUUUGAGAGGGCCUCCUCACCCCUAUUACGGUGCAGUUAAUUUCAGGCUAAUGUGACGGCUUUAACCCCAUGGUGCCUCACGCACACACGUAGAGCCGCUAAUGUGACAACCAUCUGAACAUGAGGAGCAGGGGCUCUCUCUCACUGAUACUGUGAGCGCAGAUAGCAGCAGCUGGUCCACUCAGGGUAAGCCCUGUGAAAUCUCAGAUUUUCGAAGACUAUCCACGCUUGUCUGUCCCCACUGAUGUUAGAUUUUAUGCCAGUUGACCAGGCCCUGUGAUUUAAACGUACACCCUAAUCCUCCAGCUACCGUUCUAAUGUACCAUAUAAGCUGCACUUACAACAAUCAAUCCUCCUUAUUUCAAGUAACAUAAAACACAGUAGGCUGUUAGGCCGCUGCUUCCUUUUUUGUAGUCUUACAGCUCAUCUGCUUUGCCUCUAAAUAAAUCAUUUUACAGUAAAUGUAAAUGUUCUGAUGAGAUACGGCACCCGCUGUUUUUAUUCCAAAGACCAAGCUGAUAUUUUGUCUUUUCCUCUCACAGAAAUUUUUGUUAACCACUAGUUGCAAUUACAACCUCAGCUGGUGAAUGUGAAAACUUAAACCACAAAUGCACUGUGAAAGAACUAGUGAAUCUUAAAGCUUUAGAGCUUAGUGAAUAUUGAACAUGUAAUUUGGGGCAAAUUACCUGGGCUUUAGUCUGUAGCAUGUCAGCUAAUCAAAGUGUUUGUUUUUGUUUUUUUUUUGGUCAGAUUGAACUCUCUUAAUCAAAGCAAAAAGACAUUGGUGCUUACCUCAGGACUGAGCCUAUCAUGGGUUACACAACGCUUUAGCAAUAGUUUAAUACAAAAACACACACGUAAUUGCUCUCUGUGUAUUGUACAUUAAAAUUCAAGCACACUUUCUGAAGGGAUUUUAUUGUUUUUAAACCUGUGGUUAUUUCACAAUGCUAAAAAUGUCUUUUUUUUCCCCCUGAAAUGAUUAUUUGAUUUGUUUGUGAAUAUAGCCUAUGCAACUGUCUCCUAUUUUUACAAUACAGAAAAUACUG
Molecule: messenger RNA, 4715 nt
Organism: Sinocyclocheilus rhinocerous
Lineage: Eukaryota; Metazoa; Chordata; Actinopteri; Cypriniformes; Cyprinidae
Gene: hic1
Product: hypermethylated in cancer 1
Exons: 2
Coding region: 236-2443 (735 amino acids)
Biological process (GO): regulation of transcription by RNA polymerase II
Cellular component (GO): nucleus
Molecular function (GO): protein binding; DNA-binding transcription factor activity, RNA polymerase II-specific
Source: RefSeq, a predicted model, not a curated record